Molecule: messenger RNA, 4332 nt
Organism: Odontomachus brunneus
Lineage: Eukaryota; Metazoa; Arthropoda; Insecta; Hymenoptera; Formicidae
Gene: Elp1
Product: putative elongator complex protein 1
Exons: 11
Coding region: 195-4241 (1348 amino acids)
Biological process (GO): tRNA wobble base 5-methoxycarbonylmethyl-2-thiouridinylation
Cellular component (GO): elongator holoenzyme complex; cytosol
Molecular function (GO): tRNA binding
Source: RefSeq, a predicted model, not a curated record
AAUGGCGUAGAGGCAUUCAAUUGCAAAGUCUACUCACCUAAGUGUUGAACUGAACUGAACCGAUAAUAUUUUUAGGUUAUUGAAAGCACGUGAUAUGUACACGUCACUAAAAAUCGUGUGGAAUAUAAAGGAACUGCUUUUUUAAGUUAAAUGCGUGAAUUGUAGACAAAUAUACGUGAUAUAUUGUCAGAAACAUGAAGAAUUUAGUUAUUCAUCGACAAUACCGUCAAAGUUUUCCAUUUUUUGAACAUAUUAAGAGAGACGAUCCACUUUUGAACAUAUACUCCUGGAAAUGUACUAUCAAUACAAACAAUGGAGAUUUGUAUAUUCUGUUAGACACUCGUCUCUAUAUUUUACCAACUGAUAGCAAACGUAAAUCUCACGUUCAAAAUAUUGUCGAAUGCAAAGACCUCAAGAUUGUUGGAUUUGAAUAUUGCAUUACAACGCAACAGUUGUAUUGCGCGUAUGACAAUGGUGAUAUCGCUAGAUUAGAUGUGACAAGUGAAAAUUUUUCUGAAUAUUUUGAAUAUGAAGUAGUAGCUACUUUUGACAAUGGCCUACAGUGCAUGACACUUAGUCCAGAUCAUGAGAUCAUUACAGCAGUGACAGGUACAGGAACUAUAAUUACUAUGGUAUCAGAUUUCCAAGUAAUAUCAGAGGUAGAUUUAUAUUCAUCAGACUUUGGAGACAAACAGUUCAUAACUGUUGGUUGGGGCAAAAAGGAUACUCAGUUUCAUGGUUCUGAAGGUAAAGCAGCAGCUAAAGCCAAGCCAGAACAAGUAAAUGCAAAUGAAUCAGAUGAUGGUCUUCCUAGAAUCACUUGGCGAGGGGAUGGUUCUUUAUUUGCUGUCAGUUUUCUACAUGCCUCAACCAAAAUUCGACAAUUUAAAGUAUUCAACAGACAGGGUCAUUUACAAUAUACCAGUGAACCAACUAAUGGUUUAGAGGAAUGUUUAGCAUGGAAACCAUCAGGAGACCUAAUUGCUGCACCUCAAAAAUUAAUCAACAAACUUGUUGUUGCACUUUUUGAGAAAAAUGGUCUUAGACACAGAGAAUUUUCUCUUCCCUUUGAAGCAAAGGAAGCGACGGUGAAGGAUUUGUUUUGGUCACCGGAUUCAGAUAUACUGGCUAUUGUUUGUGAGCAGCCAGAUGCAAAGGAAUCAGAUACAAAGAAUACUGUAUUACAGUUAUGGACUGAAAAUAACUAUCAUUGGUACCUCAAACAGACUAUCAAUUUUUGUACUGAGCAUCCAUUAAUGUAUGCAACGUGGAGCUCUGCGGGAAGAUACAAUAAGAAAGAAUUGAUUCUUUUAACACUGAAUGAAAUUAUAGUUACCUCUUUCAAUUGGUGCGUGAAUCACAGCAGAGGUAAUACCGUGAAUGACAAAGCCGUAGUCGGUGUCAUUGACGGAAAGAGAAUAUUAAUAACAAGUUUCAGAGAAAAGAUUAUACCACCACCGAUGGCACAUCAAUAUUUGGAAUUUGAAGAACCAAUAAAUGCAAUCAUUUUCGCACCAAAUAUAAAACCCAUACAGCAAGAUUGGAUAAACAGCAAUGUAUUUUGUGCUGUUUCAUGUAAUAAUAAUUUCAUAUUUUUCCAGCAAGAACCGAAUUUGCCCACAACAUACAAAGUCUUCCAGCAAUACAACUUUCAAUGCAGUAAAACAUGCUUGUCUGGAAACUGCAAUAUUUAUAAUUUACAUCACUUCUUGUGGAUUACUAGAUAUAAAAUGAUGUAUGUGAAGACCAUAGCCGCCUAUGAUCACUUGCGCAUAGUGCCUUUAGGAUUAGCAGUAGAUGUUUCCGGAAACACUCAUAUAAUGGAUCAACCGAUAGAGCAUAUUAUACCUUCUUCUAAUGCAUGCUCAGCUUACGUGAUAACAAACAAGUCUGUGUUAAUAUACAAUACGGACGCAAACGAAGAGGACGAAGACCGUAUGAUUCCAACGAGUAUAAGAUGGAAAGAGCCUUGUUGCCAUGUGGAAGCUGUAAAGUUUGGCUUAAAAAAUUUUAUUGUCGCUCAGUCUUACUCGAAUUGCCUUCUGAUCGACGGCAAGGAAGUUGCUAAUAACAUCACGAGUUUCUACGUACACUCUGCAUUCUUGCUUCUCACAACACUGCAACAUACACUGAUUUGCAUUCCGUUGAACGAAAGUGGCAUGGAGCAGCUGAAGAAACACGAUUUAACUGUCAAACCUUGGGAACUUGCCAAUAAGACAUUGUUUACAGACAUUGCCCACAAGACAUUGUUAACAGAUAUUAGUAUCGGGCGAAUUGAAAGGGGCUCUCAUAUAAUUAUAGCGAUACCGGAAGGCUCAAAGACGAUUUUGCAGAUGCCCAGAGGCAACCUGGAAUGCAUAGAGCCAAGACCAUUAUUGUUGCGUAUAGUAGGUUUUCAUCUUGAUAAUUGUGACUAUCGGACAGCGAUCGACCUCGUGAGAAAGCAUCACAUAAGCCCGAAUUUAAUAUACGAUCAUAAUCCGCAAUUAUUUAUAGACAAUGCAGAGAAAUUCAUAGAAAACAGCGAGAAAUCAUCAAGUUGGUUGUGUCGCUUUUUGACGGAAUUAGUAGAUGAAGACGUCACCACUACGAUAUACGCGAGUUCUUACCAGGGACGUUCCGUACAGUCAAACGCGAUGCCGGAAAAUAAUGAGUCAAAGAGUAUCGAGACUAAAGUUGAUAGAAUCUGUAAGAUAUUAAGAGACAUUAUGGAGAAACGAGACGAUGCGAAUGAUCUGAUACAACCGAUUUUGUUGAGUUUCGCAAGGGAUAAGCAAAGUGCAGGAAUAGAACUUGCUCUCAAGAAAUUCCAGGAGGUCAAAGCAACGGAGAACUCAGACGUCGUUGAAAAUGCAUUUACAUGCCUGCAGUUUGCAGCGAACACACAUGUUCUGUACGACAUCGCGUUGGGCAUGUACGAGUGCGAACUGGCGAUGUUCGUAGCAUCUAAAUCGCAAAUGGAUCCUAAGGAAUAUAUCCCGUUCUUGAAGAACUUGAGUAAGCUUGAGGAAAAUCACAUGAAGUAUUCCAUCGACAUGCACCUUCGUCGGUAUAAAUCCGCACUUGUACAUUUGUCCAAAGUACCGGGCAAAUUUGUAGAAUGUUUAAGUCUGAUACAUGAUCAUGAGUUAUAUGACACGGCGAUAAAAUUGUUCGAGCGAAGUAGCCCGGAGUAUAAGAGAGUGGCUGAAAUUUUCGGGGAGUAUUUGUUGAGUAAGAGACUGUAUUCAGAAGCCGCCACUAUGUUUUCCAGAAAUGAAAAUUUUGAGAAAGCUUUGAAUGCGCACAUGUUUGCUGGAAAUUGGCAAGACUGCAUCAUAUUGUCGACGAAACUGAAUUUAAGUCGUGCAGAUUUAAACGAGCUCUACAGACAGAUAGUGAAAGGUUUGAAAAUAGAUCGAAAGUAUAAAGAAGCAUCUGAAAUAUUAAUGUAUUAUUUAAACGACGUCGAGGAAGCUGUCGCGAUGAUGUGCGAAGGAAGGUGCUGGAAACAUGCGAUAAGGGUAGCGCACGAUGUUCGGCGUUUAGAUUUGAUUGACACACAUAUCAAGCCCGGGGUGAAAGAACACGCAGAAUAUUCGCUGACACAACUGCACAACUCACGGGAAGAUUUUGUUAAGUAUAAGUCGCGCCUCGCCGUGGUAAGAGCUGAGCUCCGUGCGAAACAGAUGGUCACGACUAACGAAAGCAUAUAUCACGACACAUUGACGUCCAAUGGAGAAGUCACGGACUUCCUCAGCGAUGCGAGCAGCGUCGCAUGUUCCACCGUUAGUCAAAGGUCACGGAUGUCUACAGCAUCUGGGAGAAGCUACCGAUCUAGUAAGAACCGUAGAAAACAAGAGAGGAAGCUUUUGAGUUUGAAAGAAGGCAGUAUGUUCGAGGAUCUAGGCCUGAUGCACAUGCUUUACGAGAUCGUUAGUUGCGCGGAUAAACGUAGAGACGAGUGGUCGGAGCUUGUGAAAGCGCUGAUCGACUUCGAAUUCGAUGACUCCGCGUAUGCAUUCGAGGAGAAAGUACAUAGUUUCUUCAAAUUAGUGGAGACUAGUAGAACUGAGAUCUGGGACAGAACAGCGCCUACAAGUUUAAGCGAGAUAGAAAAAAUAGCAACUAACACAUCAGCACAACAUCCAGAAAUGAACAUGUACCUUAGAUUAGCAGAUAUGUGUGUAACGUAUCCACCGCCUGAAAUUAACUUCGUGCCGUACAUACAACAUAAGUUUGAAAGUACUACUCUACCGUAAAUUACACAAUAUAUUAUAAGUGAUACAGUAUAUGUUGUAAAAGACUGUUUAUCGUUGCAACAUAAUAAAUGGUUGAAAUUAAAACAUAGAA